This is a messenger RNA of Thermochaetoides thermophila DSM 1495, 4563 nucleotides long. RefSeq lists its product as uncharacterized. Gene Ontology annotation, biological process: siRNA processing. The transcript is spliced from 5 exons. NCBI's taxonomy places the organism in Eukaryota, Fungi, Ascomycota, Sordariomycetes, Sordariales, Chaetomiaceae. The coding region runs from base 1 to 4563 and encodes 1520 amino acids. Gene Ontology annotation, molecular function: ATP hydrolysis activity; helicase activity; RNA-directed RNA polymerase activity. The record is from RefSeq and is a predicted model, not a curated record. Gene Ontology annotation, cellular component: nuclear RNA-directed RNA polymerase complex.
AUGGCCAAACGUAUUGGCUUGCUUUUCUCCACAGCCCGUGUUGCCAAAGUGAUCCCGCCGGACCGUGUCGAGGAUAUUCCGGAUAUUGAAUCGCCUGAUGGCUACGUUUUCACUGAUGGUUGCGGGUUGAUAUCGCCGCAUUUAGCCCAGGAUCUUGCCAGAAGAUUGGGUAUCGUCUUCAGAGAUCGACGAUAUACCCCUUCAGUUCUCCAGAUCCGAUACCGCGGAUACAAAGGCGUGGUUACCGUUGAUCCGCGGAUGACGUCUGAUCCUAGGAUCCUGUUGAGGAUGAGAAAGUCGAUGAAGAAGUUUUCUGGGGGUGAUGAUCAUUCUUUCUCUGUCGUUGAGUAUUCCAAGCCAUUCACCUACGGCUUCCUCAACGAUGAAGUCAUCGUCCUGCUCAAUGCGCUCGGAGUUGACCGCGAGAUAAUUAAAAAGAAACAGGACAACCACUUCAAGUUUCUUGCAGAUGCGUCCAGAGACCCCCGCUCUGCCUUCCGGUUUCUCUCUGGUCUUAACAUGCCAGAUCUGGCAGAGAGUGUCCUGGUCGAAUCUUUCGAUGCUAUCCGGCCGAGGAUCCGCUCCCUGGUCAAGAAUGAGUACGCAAAGAUGCUCAACAAGAGGGAGGAACAGAAAUGCCGAAUCUUGAUUCCUAAGUCCAGAUUAUUAUUCGGGGUCUGUGACGCUUGGGGAGUCUUGAAGGAAGGAGAAUGCGCUGUGAAAAUCACACUGGAAGAGAACGGACUCCCAAUGGCACUGAAAAACUGCGAGGUUUUGGUAACUCGGAACCCCUGCCUUCAUCCCGGAGACUUGCAGAAGUUUCGGGUUGUUGAGAGACCCGAAUUGAGUCAUUUGGUUGACUGCAUUGUCUUCUCAACCAAGGGCAAACGGCCAGCGGCUGACAUGAUGUCAGGAGGUGACUUGGAUGGAGAUACCUUCUUUGUAUGUUGGGACCUCGACCUUAUUCCAAAGACUCUAUCGCAGCCAGCCAAGUAUCCAGGUGUUAAGGAGCCCAUCAGAUUUACACCGAUUACUGACGAUGACCGCCUGGAAUUCUUCGUCCGUUACACCAACGCUUCCCUGGGACGUGUCAAGAACCUAUACUUAGAUUGGGCUCGGGCAGGUGGUCCAAUGUCACCUGAGUGUCAAGAGCUCAAUCGCUUGUUCUCGCAAUGUGUGGAUGGAAACAGGAUCAAGAUUCCUCCUAGAUUGGAGAAGGCACCAUCUCCUCCUUCAGACGCCCCUCCUUUUAUUCUCGAUGAACUCCACGAAGCAGCAAAACGACUCAUCCAACAAGAGCAAUUCUCCAAUCAAGAGGAGACACUCGAUGGCUAUGACCUCGAUGCUGUGGAACUCCUAAUGAGUCGGGACGGGGUUGCCAUGUCAGAGUUCGAGAUGGUCUGCAUGACAUUACGAUGGUGCCGUAAAGAGAACCUUCCAUUCGAAGACUUCCUGCAUCUAUUCGACUUAAAUGUUCUCACGUCACAGGAAAAAGCCUGGCUCAUGCAGCAGCUGCCCCCCAUGGCCUGGAUCCCAGGACUGGUCUUGAAUGCUGUAUCAUCAUCUAGUUUGCUGGAUCGGGAAUCAGCUGCUCGGUUCAAGCUCGAUCAUCCUAGGAUACAAUGGAAACGUAUCUAUGAUUCUUCCAGAGAUCGCCUUGCUACUUUCAUGGAUGUAGCCAACAGGUCCAUGGCCCUCUUCCACCGCAAGCUGCUCAUCGUCCGUGUCGAUGACCGAUUGACCCUGGCAAUCUAUGUCCCGCGAAUUAUUGAUCCAGCACGAGACUGCCUGGUCGACGACACAGUUAGGCUCUUUGCAUUCUCACAUUCCCAGGGCACCGAGAGACAGAGUCGAAUGUCGCUUCCUACUAAGAUUACAUAUCGCCUAUACUGUGAUGGUAACACCUUCCAGCUCUUCGAGGCCAAGCGCUCAAAUACGUGGAUUUUCAUCACAAGAGGUCCGUCUGAUGAUAGUUCGUAUCGGGAUGUCCAAAAUCUUGGCGAUCGUCGUAGGCAGCGGCAAAAAACUCUUGACGAGGGAACAAACGCCGAGUUUCGCGUUAGUAUUGCUCUGGACAAGUUUAGUAGGGGGCUUCAGCGACACGUUGGCAGAGUGAAUCGGAACAAGCUUUCGGCAGCGGAAAUCUACAUUAUCAGCAACAGAGAUGUUGCCUCGAUGCAGGUCCUCGAUCUUUGGCUGGAGCACAUCGAUACCGAAUCUGUUCUCCCACUCUUCCCCAGGGAAGCCGAAGAAUACACCUUGCCAAGUCUCAAGGACGUCGACUGGGCUGCUGAAUUUGAUGUCAUUGUGGAGGUUGCCCACCGACAAAACUUUGCAGCUCUCGAAGAUGUUGAGUCCAUCAACGAACUGGAGACACUAUUUUACUGGCUGCUCGAGAGGGACCAAGCACAGCUGCUACUCCAGAGUUAUGACUAUCUGCUCUCUUCUAUGCGGGAAAGUCGGGAAUUCAAGCUUCCUCUCCUGAGUCUCCUUUCUUCCAUGGUCGCUUUCCUGAAGGCAGCCCCUUAUUUGGCCAUCAGCUUCGGGAAGAUAAAGCCGCCUGGUCCAGAUGAUGAAGACUUGGAAGCCUUGAACUACCUUUUGAAUGGCUACUCACUGGAUAUCCUUCGAGCACUUGUGCUUAGUGCGAACGAAGCACAGGACUUGGUCAUUGCCCCGUUCAAAACCUUCCUAUCACGAGUCCGCGGCCUCACAUUUGAGAGUUUUUCCAGCCUAGUUGAACUCAUUUCUCUGACCGUACGUCGCGCCGAUCUCGCCAUGGACCUUUUGCUGGAGUGUCUGGACCGGGAAAGCACGCGCUUGCUUUCUGGACGUCCGGCGCUUAUUCAGCACUUUGUUAGGAACAGCAUUUCCAUUGCUUUGGAGCAUAUUGGAGAAGCUACAGAACAAGGAAAGUCCAGGAAAGACUUACUAAAGUUAAAACGGCUGCCGGAAGACCGUGAUGGGUAUCCGGUGGUCGAGAUUGAGUUUCGAAUUGACUCGGACAUUGGAACCCCAGAGAAUGCUGCUCAUGUCGCAGAUCUCGUCCUUCUUGGAAGAGAUGAGAUCACAAAGUCUUCAAGAACCUUCCCAAGAAUCAAGACAACUCAGUCAGAAUUGUCCAAUAGGCCACACCUGAACCCAAGUCAAAAUGCAGCUAUUGAAGCUGCUUUAAACUCAUCUUUAACAUGCCUCUGGGGUCCUCCUGGGACUGGCAAGACCGAAACCAUUGUUGAGAUCAUUCGUGCUCUCCAGACAAGCUUCGAGGGAUCAAGGCUGCUAAUCACAGCCCCGACACACAAUGCUGUCGACAAUGUCAUGCGUCGCUACAUUGGUCGCUUGGCUUCAACAGGUCUGGCCGACGACCCAAGCCUUGCCCCCUUGCGCGUCUCAACUGAGAUCCGUAAGGUCUCCAAGGAUCUCUGGAAAUACACGUGUGACGCCCACGUCGGGCAGGAGGUUUACUCGGGCCGAAAGGUGCUGGAUGAGGCAAAGAGAAGGGUCCAAGAGUCCAAGAUCGUGUUCACAACUUGCAUUGGCGCUGGUAUCGGGCUUCUGCGCUCAGAAACUUUUGACAUUGUCAUUAUCGACGAAGCAUCCCAACAAACGGAGCCUGCUUCGUUGGUACCGCUGGUCAAAGGAUGUCAGAGGGCUGUCCUGGUUGGUGAUCAUGUCCAGCUUCGUCCAACUGUCCAUCCAAAUUCUCUUGUCAUGGAGUUUGACAAAUCUCUUUUCGAGAGGUUGUUUGUUGAAGACUCCACAAGCAGCAAAUCUCUCGAUACCAAGAGUCAAUCGAUCGCCAGGCUCAUGCUAGACAUCCAGUACCGUAUGCAUCCUUUCAUCUGUGCCUUCAGCUCCAAGGAAUUUUAUAACGGAAAACUACAAACGGGCAUCCCUCGUUCAUUUCGGCCCCUACCCAACUCUCAGUUCCCCUGGCCUCUGUCCCGAGACGGUGAGGGCGAUAAAGCUCGAAUGGUUUUUGUCGAAUGUGCCACGCGCGAAGAUCUCGGCGGAAAAUCUAAGACCAACAAAGGCCAGGCAGACCUAUGCUUGCGUAUUUGUGAGAUGCUGUGUACUCGCCCAGGUGAAGGCAAACACGAUUCUGGGCAAGAGAAGCAGUCCGAACUCAAACAAUUGAUCGCUGUCCUUACCCCAUAUGCUCGCCAGGCCGAGCUUCUCAAGCAGCUUCUUUCUCCCUUUGCCUCUCGUGGUGUCGAGGUGUCCAGCAUUGAUGGCUUCCAGGGUCGAGAAGCAGACAUUGUAGUGCUGGUGACAGUGCGAUGCAACGAGAGCAGGGAAAUUGGGUUUUUGAAGGAUGUACGGCGGAUGAAUGUUGCGUUGACGAGGGCUCGGUCGGGUGUGGUGAUUAUUGGGAAUAGGGAGACCCUUACGGGAACUAGGAGAAUGCUCAACAAUGAACGAGUGAACCCUGGAUUGGAAGGAGCAAAAGGCGAUGAUCGGCAGGAAGCAGAGGAGAUUAAUGGGAAAUGGUUGUGGAAGAGGCUUUUGGAAAGUUUGGUGAGCAUAAGAAUUGAGAUCGAGUCACAGGUGACAGCAGUUUAG